GAGGCUGCUAUUAAUGGGAUUGCUAAGAUGCAUGUCGAUUCGGUCUAUUGAUCUUGAUCCACCUCCUAUUCAGUUGACGUUUAUUGAAGAAAAGGGUGUCACCAUCUGCCAGCAAAGCAGCUUGGGGGAGUGGAUACCCGUGAAGUUUCUCGUGUUGCUCUUGAGCUUGGUUCAUGAGCUUGAAAUUGUGCAGCUAAGCACUGAUAAUUACUUUAAAGCAGAACUUAAAGCUGGUUCAAAAGCCGAGUUGAAUGCCUUAGUACAUACGAUCUGUCAUGUUGCUGAAAAAUUUGCUAACGUUUUACUAAUCAUAUUGGAUAAGUUGAUCUCUUAUUCUGAAUCGUCUUGUUCAAUAUUCUGGUCUCAUGCUGCAGUGGACACUAGACUACCUGGUUCUGUAACUGGAAAGUUAGGGGGCCCUAGUCGACGGAGACUAUCUUCUCCUGUGACAGCUCUUGUCUUGCAAGCUGUAUUCUCUCUUUGCUUUUGUACUCUCUUUAUUUGUUGAUAAUUUUGCUUUUUAUACUCUAUGGUGCAUAUUUUCUAUGCUUUUGCAUUUGCACCCUCCCAUGCUGUCUCCCCGUAGGGUGCGUGUUUUAUCUACCCUGGAAAGUUUGUUUAGUAAGCUAGUUGUCAACCUUUUAUUGCAUGGAUCUCGGCAAUUAAACCCUUAUCUGGCAAGUAUCUUUGAGACUUUGACUACAUGAGAAAAGAGAUUAAAAGGACAUGUGCUUGUUGUGCAAUGUCAAAGUCUACCAAAUGCAACUGAUAGUUCUAUCCACAUCAGAGUAAGAGAUUUAUAUGCAAAUUCUGUUGGUAAUUUGGGUUGUGGAUACCGCAGCUCAUGUUUGUCUAUUAUCUGGUCAAAGUGUGUGGUGAUUAUGUGCUUGUGCAGCUUAAGGUUUCAUUGCUAUUGCUUAACUCAUCAUAAGGUUCAUAGUCUUGUGAAGGUUCAGCAUCUAAUUCCUUUUCUCGAUGUGUUGACAAAUUGUGUCUGUGAAAACUGUUGCAACUGUCUCAUCAUGGUGCAAACAUCUCAAAGACAGUGCUAGACUCAAUAUUGCUUGCAGUUUCUUCUGGAAAUUCUUUGACAAGGUUGUUUCCUCAGCCAUCAGUGACUCUGAGACUAGUGCGGAGAUUUAUCUGGCUGCUUAUGAAGCUCUGAGUUUUGCUCUUAAAGCUUCUGUCCCCAUGAUUUCUUCUUCAGCUGUCAAUUGCAUUCAAGACAUGAGUAAUUCGUCAGAUCCAGUGGCGACAAAUAGGC
This is a messenger RNA of Beta vulgaris subsp. vulgaris (sugar beet), 1264 nucleotides long. RefSeq lists its product as uncharacterized. Gene Ontology annotation, molecular function: tRNA (guanine) methyltransferase activity. The coding region runs from base 14 to 508 and encodes 164 amino acids. The record is from RefSeq and is a predicted model, not a curated record. Gene Ontology annotation, biological process: tRNA methylation. NCBI's taxonomy places the organism in Eukaryota, Viridiplantae, Streptophyta, Magnoliopsida, Caryophyllales, Amaranthaceae. The transcript has 4 exons.